Zygotorulaspora mrakii is the source of this 3174-nucleotide messenger RNA. RefSeq names its product glutamate dehydrogenase (NAD(+)) (gene GDH2). Bases 1 to 3174 code for a protein of 1057 amino acids. Gene Ontology annotation, molecular function: L-glutamate dehydrogenase (NAD+) activity. The record is from RefSeq and is a predicted model, not a curated record. Lineage: Eukaryota; Fungi; Ascomycota; Saccharomycetes; Saccharomycetales; Saccharomycetaceae. Gene Ontology annotation, cellular component: mitochondrion. The transcript has a single exon.
AUGUCGCUACAGGUCGAGAGAGUGCCGGAUAUUGCGUCGCUUUCGAUCUCUUCAAUGUCGGACUAUCAUGUGUUCGACUUCCCUGGGCUGGAUUUACAGAGAGAGCAAGUUGUGGACCUGUUGGACCAGCAAGGCUUCAUCCCUGAUGACCUUAUUGAGCAGGAGGUCAACUGGUUCUACGAGUCGCUGGGCAUCGACGACCUUUUCUUCUCGAAACAGUCGGCAGAUCUGGUUGCCAACAUAAUCAAUUCGUUGUAUGCGUCGAAGAUCGACUCGUUCGCCAAGAGCAGAUUCAACGCUGACGCUAGCGAUGACGUUAACUUUCACAAGAUGGGCGCGAGGUUCAAAAUCAAGAAUAAAAUCAUUAACGAUGGCUAUGCUAUAUUUAUGGAGAGUAAAGGCGACGAUGGCGCCAAUUCGUUCUACCCAUAUCAAUUGGAUUCCCAGAUCGAUGAUCUAUUUUUGGACUCGAAGGAUCAAAGGAGUAAAAGACUGGUUUCCUUUUGGACCCCCGAGAGUGGAUUAAAACUGACUUUUGUCUAUGAUAGUGUUUUCCCCGAUUCCGAUAAGCCGGUAUCAAUCAGUAAUCUCUUACAGGGCGAUAUCGAUUCAAUUUCUGACAAAACAAUGUCACAAAUUUCAUCAGUUGAAAAUAAAAAACUUUAUGGAUUAUUGAUCAAUCUGGUCCAGGAGAGGGAGGGUCCAGUGAUCAAAGCAACUCAUUCAAUCAAGAAUAAUGAUGAAAUUAGAUUGUUAGUUGCUUUCAAAAGAUUCACCACAAAACGUUAUUAUUCUGCGAUCAAUUCCUUAUUUCAUUAUUAUCAUUUAAAACCAUCAAAAUUUUUCCUGGAGUCGUUUAAUAGCAAUGAUAUUGUCAUAUUCUCAAUUUACUUGAAUAAAUCAAAGCAAUUGGAUGAAAUUUUACCGAAUACAUUGGAAUUAUCAAUAAAACAAAUUGAAAGGGAGGCUUCGUUAUUAUAUACAAUUCCCAAUCAUUUUUUCCAAGAUGUUUAUUCAGAACGAAAGUUUUCACCACAAGAAUCAAUAUAUGCUCAUGUUUCAUCAAUUUUUAUCAAUCAUUUUAUCAAUAGAUUGGGUACCGAUUAUCAGUCAUUGUUAGACCAAUUGAAUAUAAAGGAAUCAGAUACUUUAUUAUUAGAAAUUGUUGGUAAUUUGAAAAAAAAAUUAAGAAACGAAACUUUUACUCAAUCGAUGAUUAUUGAUAUUUUACAUAAAUAUCAUAAAAUUGUUUCAAAAUUGUACAAAAACUUCGCUGAAAUUCAUUAUUAUCGUGAUACAAAUGCAACAACAAAUCUGAAUGAAAAAACUCUAUCUUAUCAAAGAUUGGCAAAAUUGGAACCAUUUAAAAAUGAUCAAGAAUUUGAAAACUAUUUAAAUAAAAUUAUUCCAAAUGAUUCACCAGACUUAUUAAUUUUGAAAACUUUAAACCUUUUCAACAAAUCGAUUUUAAAGACAAAUUUUUUCAUUACAAGAAAAGUUGCAAUUUCAUUCAGAUUAGAUCCAAAAUUAAUAAUGCCAAAGAUUGAAUAUCCCGAAACUCCAUAUGGUAUAUUUUUCGUUGUUGGCAAUACAUUUAAAGCUUUCCAUAUUAGAUUUAGAGAUAUUGCUCGUGGUGGUAUUCGUAUCGUUUGCUCAAAGACGCAGUACGUUUAUGAUGUGAAUUCGAAAAAUGUCAUUGAUGAGAAUUAUCAAUUGGCGUCAACUCAACAGAAGAAAAAUAAAGAUAUUCCUGAAGGCGGCUCAAAAGGUGUUAUAUUAUUAAAUCCUGGUUUAAUUGAAACGGAUCAAACUUUUAUUGCUUUCACUCAAUAUGUUGAUUCAAUUAUUGACAUAUUAAUUAAAGAUCCGUUGAAAGAAAAAUAUGUUGAUCUUUUGAAGAAUGAUGAAAUUUUAUUCUUUGGUCCAGAUGAAGGUACCGCAGGCUUUGUCGAUUGGGCAACAACUCAUGCUCGAAAAAGAGGUUGUCCAUGGUGGAAGUCAUUUUUAACUGGUAAAUCACCACGUUUAGGCGGUAUUCCUCAUGAUGAGUAUGGUAUGACCUCAUUAGGUGUCCGUGCUUACGUAAAUCAAAUUUAUGAAACUUUGAAUUUGAUGGAUUCCAUUGUUUAUAAAUUUCAAACAGGUGGACCUGAUGGUGAUCUGGGAUCAAAUGAGAUUAUUCUAUCAACCAAAAAUGAAAUGUAUGUUGGUAUAUUAGAUGGUUCAGGAGUCUUAUGUGAUCCAAAUGGUAUUGAUAAAGAUGAAUUGAUUAAAUUGGCUCAUUCACGACAGAUGAUUUGUCACUUUAAUUUAAAUAAAUUAAGUUCAAAUGGUUUCUUCGUUUCUGUUGAUGAUAUUGAUAUUUUAUUACCAAAUGGUACAAUUGUUUCAAAUGGUACGACUUUUAGAAAUACAUUUCAUACAGAAAUUUUCAAGUUUAUUGAUCGUUUGGACAUUUUUGUGCCCUGCGGUGGUAGACCUAACUCAAUUAAUUUAACUAAUUUACAUUUUUUCAUUGAUGAGAAGACGAAUAAAUGUAAAAUUCCAUAUAUUGUAGAAGGUGCAAAUUUGUUUAUUGCCCAACCUGCAAAGAUUGCUUUAGAAAAUCAUGGUUGCAUAUUAAUUAAAGACGCUUCUGCAAAUAAAGGAGGUGUUACUUCUUCAUCGAUGGAAGUUCUUGCUUCAUUAGCACUGAAUGAUUAUGAUUUUGUUAAUAAAUUCAUUGGUCCAGAUAAAGAUUCAAGAUCACAACUUUACAAAGAUUAUGUCAUUGAGGUUCAAAAGAGAAUUGAAUAUAAUGCAAAAGAAGAGUUUAAACAAUUAUGGAAUCUAAAUCAAUCAACAAAAGAUCCACUAUCAGAACUAUCGAAUGUAUUAUCACAAACAAUUAAUAAAGUUAAUGACGAUUUAAUUAAUUCAACUGAGUUGUGGUUAAAUGAUUUAAAGUUGCGUGACUAUCUAUUACUAGACAAAAUAAUUCCUAAAUUAUUAGUUGAUGUUGCUGGAUCAGAACAAAUAUUGGAAAAUAUUACUGUUACUUAUUUGAAGGCUUUACUUUCAAGCUAUCUAUCAAGUUCGUUUGUUUACAAAUUUGGUAUUGAUGUUAAUAUUGGAAAAUUCUUGGAAUUCAUUGGAGAAAUAAAAAGGGAAGCUAAGGAAAAGGCUCAAAGAUGA